AUGGCUACCUAUCCAGAGAGCUGCUUGGAUGCCACCGUGCUGAACUUCGUAGCAGAUCUCUCCCUGGCCUCUCCCAGACAUCCUCUUCUCUGCGAGUUCCCACCUGGGGUCCCUUUUGGGGACCAAACCCUGGGGUUCAGAGAGGGAAGACCUAGGAGGCUGUCUCAGUUUGAUGAAAGUUAUCAGGAAGUAGAGGCGGGCGAAGUGGACUAUGAGGACCCCGAAGAAGAGGAAGAGGAGGCAGAGGGGCGCGGCAGAGUAGCAUCCUUGCUGGGCCGCCCCAAAAGGAAAAGAGUCAUCACUUAUGCCCAGCGCCAGGCCGCCAACAUUCGCGAGAGGAAGAGGAUGUUCAACCUCAACGAGGCCUUCGACCAGCUGCGCAGGAAGGUGCCCACCUUCGCUUAUGAGAAGAGGCUGUCCAGGAUCGAGACCCUCCGCUUGGCCAUCGUCUACAUUUCCUUCAUGACAGAGCUCCUGCAGAGCAAGGAGGAAAACGAGGCCAGCUGA
Molecule: messenger RNA, 507 nt
Organism: Apodemus sylvaticus (European woodmouse)
Lineage: Eukaryota; Metazoa; Chordata; Mammalia; Rodentia; Muridae
Gene: Ferd3l
Product: Fer3 like bHLH transcription factor
Exons: 1
Coding region: 1-507 (168 amino acids)
Biological process (GO): developmental process; regulation of transcription by RNA polymerase II
Molecular function (GO): RNA polymerase II transcription regulatory region sequence-specific DNA binding; protein dimerization activity; DNA-binding transcription factor activity, RNA polymerase II-specific
Source: RefSeq, a predicted model, not a curated record